GUAGUUGAUAGUUUAAUAUAUUUGUAUUUUGGUGAGCGCUGUCACAGUUAUAUGUUGGCAAGAUGGCAGAAAAGGUAGAGAGUAUUACUUCAACUUUUGAAAAUACAACGGAGAGUAGCAAUGCGAUGGGAAAAAUACCAUCAACACCUGAAGGAAUGGCUAUUGCUUAUGGAAGUCUUGUUAUUAUGGCCAUAUUGCCGAUAUUUUUCGGUAGUUAUCGUUCCGUCAAGCACCAUAAGGAACAACAGAAAAAAUUUGAAAUUAGUGGAGAAAAACCAGGGAUUAUGACUCAAAAGGAUGCAGCUAUGUUUCCAUUUAUUUCUAGUAUGGCACUAUUUGGACUUUAUAUAUUUUUUCAGGUAAUUUUAAGAGAGUAUAUCAAUCUUUUGCUUACUGGUUAUUUCUUUGUUCUUGGUAUUUUAGCUCUUUGUCAUCUUUCAAGUCCAGUUAUUACAUCUUUAGUACCUACAGCUAUUCCUAAGACUCAAUAUCAUUUGCAAUUAGCAAAAGAAAAUGAUGAUAUUAUAAAUUAUAAGUUUAAUCUUCAUGAUUUAGUAUGUUUGGCAUGUUGUUCCAUAGCUGGGGCUUGGUAUUUAUUAAAAAAGCAUUGGAUUGCUAAUAAUUUAUUUGGAAUCGCAUUUGCAAUUAAUGGGGUUGAGCUUUUGCAUUUAAAUAAUGUAGUAACUGGAUGUAUUUUAUUGUGUGGACUUUUUGUUUAUGAUAUUUUUUGGGUUUUUGGAACAAAUGUUAUGAUAAGUGUUGCUCGUUCAUUUGAAGCUCCCAUUAAAUUAGUAUUUCCUCAAGAUCUGUUGGAAAAAGGACUAAAUGGUAAUAAUUUUGCCAUGUUAGGUUUAGGAGACAUUGUUGUACCUGGAAUCUUUAUUGCUUUAUUAUUAAGGUUUGAUCAUAGUCUCAGCAGAAAAUCAAAUACUUAUUUCUAUGCAACAUUUUUUGCAUAUUUGAUGGGUUUACUCAUUACUCUACUGAUUUUGCAAUUGUUUAAGCAUGCUCAACCUGCUCUAUUAUAUUUAGUUCCUGCUUGUCUAGGAACUCCACUCAUGGUAGCACUGGUUAAAGGAGAUUUAAAAGCUUUAUUUUCAUAUGAGGAUCAUCCGUCAGUUACUAAAGAACACUCACUGCAAACAGAGAAUAGAAAAGAAAACUAAAACUAUAUAUUCCAAUGAUAAUUAUAAUUCAUGAAAUGUCUGAGUU
Molecule: messenger RNA, 1212 nt
Organism: Ceratosolen solmsi marchali
Lineage: Eukaryota; Metazoa; Arthropoda; Insecta; Hymenoptera; Agaonidae
Product: minor histocompatibility antigen H13
Exons: 6
Coding region: 63-1166 (367 amino acids)
Biological process (GO): membrane protein proteolysis
Cellular component (GO): cytoplasmic side of endoplasmic reticulum membrane; lumenal side of endoplasmic reticulum membrane; membrane
Molecular function (GO): aspartic endopeptidase activity, intramembrane cleaving
Source: RefSeq, a predicted model, not a curated record